This is a messenger RNA of Trachemys scripta elegans, 1506 nucleotides long. RefSeq names its product heparan sulfate glucosamine 3-O-sulfotransferase 1-like. Lineage: Eukaryota; Metazoa; Chordata; Testudines; Emydidae. Gene Ontology annotation, molecular function: [heparan sulfate]-glucosamine 3-sulfotransferase activity. The coding region runs from base 320 to 1234 and encodes 304 amino acids. The record is from RefSeq and is a predicted model, not a curated record. The transcript has a single exon.
ACCAGCCCUGGGCUGCUCCAGGCAUUGAGGAGCGGGAUACUUGAACAAGGGGCCCAAGAGAGAGCGGCGGCAGGAAGCCGACUGGGGCCAUAGUGCUCCGCUGCCCCUCUGAGCGGAGACUGUGCCAGGGAAGGGGCUCUGCCAGCCAGGAUCAGGGUGGGACCCUACUGGGGGCAAGGGAGGGGAGCCCCUGGAGUUAACCCUGCUCAUAGAAGGGAGUUGGGUGUGAGCUGAGCAGCCUUUAGUCUACGCAGCAGACCCCCAGCUCCUACCAAGAGCCCAGUCUACUUGUGCCCAUCUAUCCUGGGCAAGGGCAGCCAUGGCCUGCUGGUGGGCUGGCUGGCUGCUCCUGCUGGUGGAGGCUUGGGGGGCCCACCUGGCGCAGGGGAUGCUGGAGCCCUGGGCCCAGGAGGCUCUGUGGCUGGGAAACACAUCCGCGUUCCAGGCCAGCAGCCUGCAGCGCCGCCUGCCUCAGGGGAUCAUCAUUGGGGUGCGGAAGGGGGGCACGCGGGCCCUGUUGGAGAUGCUGGCGCUGCACCCCCAGGUGGCCGCUGCCCGUGCCGAGGUGCACUUCUUCAACCGGGAGGAGAACUACCGCCGGGGGCUGGGCUGGUACCGCCAGCAGAUGCCCCUCUCGCACCCCGGCCAGCUCACCGUGGAGAAGACCCCAGGCUACUUCUCCUCCCCGCGGGCCCCCGAGCGCGUCCGCGCCAUGGACCCUGCCGUGCGGCUCCUGCUCAUCGUGCGGGACCCAGUGGAGCGGCUGGUGUCAGACUAUACCCAGAUCCUGCACAACCGCCGGGCACGGCGCAAGCCCUACCCGCCCCUAGAGCGGCUCCUGCUGCGGGGGGACCGGGGCCUCGACACCCGCUACAAGGCUAUCCAGCGCAGCCUCUAUGCCCUGCAACUGGCCCGCUGGCUGGCCGCCUUCCCCUCGGCCCACAUCCACGUGGUGGACGGGGGCGGCCUGAUCCGCGAGCCCCUGCCCGAGCUGCGCCGCGUGGAGCAGUUCCUGGGCCUGGCACCCAGCCUGGGCCCCAACAACUUCUACUUCAACCAGACCAAGGGCUUCUAUUGCCUGCGGGCUGGGGCCCGCCAGCGCUGCCUGGAUGAGUCCAAGGGGCGGCCCCACCCGCCCAUCACCGAGCAGCUGCUGGAGCAGCUCUGCACCUACUUCAGCGCCCACAACGAGCACUUCUUCAGCCUGGUGGGGCGCACGUUCAACUGGUGCUGAACUGGGCAGGGCCUGUGGGGCCAGACCCCCCCAGUGUGCCGAGCCCUGCGGGGACAGAGCCCCCUCCCCAGGGCAGAGGCUGUGAAAUGAGGGGAGGGGGAGUUGGUACCACAACAGGCUGGGCAGCUCUCCCUGCCCCCCCAGCUCAGAGGACUUAAGUGCUCAGAGCAGGCUGUGAGGGGGCUCCUGCUGGGGCUGUAUCCCCUGGACAUGAGAGGGUAGAUGGGAAAGGGGGUGGGAGAAACCAAUCAGGGCAGGAGUGGGUGGCUCCC